This is a messenger RNA of Cloeon dipterum, 2593 nucleotides long. RefSeq names its product cullin 2 (gene Cul2). Gene Ontology annotation, molecular function: ubiquitin protein ligase binding; protein-macromolecule adaptor activity. Lineage: Eukaryota; Metazoa; Arthropoda; Insecta; Ephemeroptera; Baetidae. Bases 192 to 2426 code for a protein of 744 amino acids. The record is from RefSeq and is a predicted model, not a curated record. Gene Ontology annotation, biological process: protein ubiquitination; SCF-dependent proteasomal ubiquitin-dependent protein catabolic process. The transcript is spliced from 12 exons. Gene Ontology annotation, cellular component: Cul2-RING ubiquitin ligase complex; SCF ubiquitin ligase complex.
UACCUAGAUCUCGGAACAACUGUGCUUCGAUGUUAGUCGUAGUCGCCGUUCAAAUCAAAGCUUAAAAUUCGAAUUAUUUUCCUUGCUGCGACUGUUACACGUUCGUUUCGGUGGAUGCGAAGCGUUCGAGGGAGCUGCUGAAAUUGAGCAAAAGCUGAGGCACUAGAGAAGAGCGGAGUGAAAGAACCGCCAUGUCGCUACAACCGAAGCCAGUGGAUUUCGCCCAAAUGUGGGCCAUGUUGGAGCCCACCGUGCAAGGUGUUAUCAAAUUAGGAAAUGUGCAGAAGACGGACUGGAAUGAAGGAUUUGGUCACGUGUAUGCUUUGUGCGUGGCCCAACCGGAAAUCCUGGCCGAUCCUUUGUACGACAAGACGCAGAUAUUCCUCGAGACCCACGUCAGGGAUCUGCUGCAGGUGGUUAAACAACACAAAGGGGUUGACAUGCUGAAAGCUUACAACGACUUCUGGAACGUCUAUAAGGAGGGAUGCCAGUAUCUUCAUCUUCUUUACAUGUACUUAAACACGCAACACAUCCGAAAAUCCAAAUUUGGAGAUACCGACAUGCGGUUUGUCGACACAUCUCUUCAGCAGGUGGAGCAAAUGGAAAUCGGAGAGCUGGGCCUGUCCGUUUGGAAGGACGAAAUGGUAAUACCCUUGGUUACUGAAAUUGUCAGUUUGCUGCUGGAAGGAAUACAGAAGGACAGAGAUGGCACUGCCUCCUUCCAAAUGACCUCCAUCAUGCAAGGCGUGAUUAACUCGUUUGUCUGCGUUGAGGAGUACAAGCUGAAGAUGCAGCAACAGUUGUAUGAAGAAAUCUUUGAGAAGCCCUUCCUGGACGCCAGCGCGGAAUAUUACAAAAGAGAAGCCAGCAGGAUGCUCCAAGAGUACGACAUUGCCGAGUACAUGGAAAGGGUCAUACAGAAACUGGAGGAGGAAAACAAAAGAUGCAGUCGCUUCCUUUACAAGACUUCCUACGAAAAAGUGCGCAGUACAUUCGAGGAGCACUUUGUCGAGGACCACAAAGACCGGCUGCUGAGCGAGUGCGAAGGAAUGGUCGAGGGAGAGCGAAAGAGUGAACUGGCCAACCUGUACAUCCUGCUAAAGCCUCUGCCGCAGCACAUGAACCACUUGAUUUCCACAGUGCAGGAGCACAUUCAAAAGAAGGGUCUCGAGAGCAUUUCCAAUCUGUCUGGGGAGAACGUGCACACACAGUUCGUGGAAAAUAUGCUGGGUGUGCACAAGAAAUACAGGGACCUCAUCAGAGAAGUGUUCAGGGACGACCAGUCUUUUGUGGGCGCUCUUGACAAAGCGUGCACUAACGUUAUCAACCACAAAGCCACUCCGAGAAGCCCCUGCAAGUCCCCUGAGAUGUUGGCAAAGCAUUGCGACUCGUUGCUACGCAAAACCGCCAAGGGAAUCACGGAAAACGAAGUGGAGGAGAAACUGGGUCACUCAAUCACAAUAUUCAAAUACGUCGACGACAAGGACGUAUUUCAAAAGUUCUACUCUCGCAUGCUGGCCAAACGCUUGAUCCAGCAGAUGAGUUAUUCAAUGGAUCUGGAGGAAAAUAUGAUCAACAGAUUGAAGCAAGCGUGUGGCUACGAGUUUACCAGCAAGCUGCACCGAAUGUUCACCGACAUAAAUGUGUCUAGCGAUCUGAACGCUCAAUUCCUCAUCUCGCUAUCGAAAGCAGGCGAUGUGCUGGGCAUCAAUUUUUCUGUCAACGUUCUACAGACAGCUGCCUGGCCUGUUCACAACUACAAUUCAUCACCAAUCACGCUGCCUUCUGAACUGGAAAAUGCAGUGCAGAAGUUUGAGAGUUAUUACCACACGAGGUUUAACGGCCGCAAGCUGACUUGGAUCCACUACUUGUGCCAAUGUGAACUUCGCCUCAACUACCUAAAGAAGACUUACUUCAUCACAAUGAAUACCUAUCAAAUGGCGAUCCUGCUGCUGUUUUCCAAGCCGAACACUGUUCCCUACAGCGAGAUCAGAGAGGCCCUGUCCAUGCCCGACGACACCCUAAGCAGGCACAUCGCCAGUUUAGUUGAAUGCAAGUUCCUCACUUCAGACACCGAGACCAUCGGCCCUGAGAGUCAGUUGACUCUGAACAUGAACUACACCAACAAACGUACAAAGUUCAAAAUAUCCAACGUCAUCCAGCGCGAGCUGCCUCAGGAAUCUGAGCAGACGAUGAGCGCCGUCGACGACGACCGCAAAUUGUACUUGCAGGCGGCGAUCGUUCGCAUCAUGAAGGCAAGAAAGUCGCUCAGACACAAUGAAUUAAUCACUCAGGUGUUGGCCCAAAAUAAUGGUACGUUCACACCCUCCAUCACCAUGAUUAAGAAGAGCAUUGAGUCGCUUAUUGAGAAGCAGUACUUGGAAAGGACACAAAACACUACUGACUACUACAGUUACAUUGCUUAAAGCUGGAAUGAUUUUAUUCCACUCUUGUAUGGCUAUAAAGGAGUUGUUCUGUGCCUAAGGAAUUGUCUCAUUUAACUCGAACUGUGUAAGCCCCAAUGUACUGUAGGAUCAAAUUAAAUAUGAGUUGUCUGAGCCUUUUUUAAAAUAUACACAAGUGGAUGCCAAGA